AUUCCCAGAAUGUUAGAGGGUUUUUUUUUUCUUUGCAGGCAUCUUACUUCAGCUCUGCUUAUGUGAGAUAGAGAGAGACCGAGAAAGUAGGAAAUUCUAAGUAACAUCAAAACCAAAGUCUGAUCACUGAAGAUCCCCAAACUAAGACAUUCAUAUGUAUAACCACCCUGGACAGUUGUGCUGAUGGGAAAGUGUUCUUCUUCAUGAAGCAUUCCUGACUCCACUCUGAGGAACUCCACCAAAACGGCCGAUCCUUGGAAUCCAAAUUCCAAAGUACUGGAAGAAACGAUGGAGAGGGGUUUGCAGAACAUUUCCGUAACAGACCCAAAGUUCAUCUAAUGUCUCGAAGUCCGUCCGUUUAAAAUGAUCCACGCUUCCUUCCCAAUGAUGCUGCUGAUGCUGCUUCAUUGCCUUGGACUUGCAGGCGCCCAGGUGAACCCAGCUGUUUGCCGUUACCCCCUUGGGAUGUCUGGAGGGCAAAUCCAGGAUGAAGAUAUCACCGCCUCCAGUCAUUGGUACGAUUCGACAGCAGCCAAGCACGGCCGACUGGACCUAGAAGGAGGAGAUGGAGCCUGGUGCCCACAAGGGCCGGUGAACCCACACGAUACGGAGUUCCUGCAGGUUGACCUGCGGAGCCUGCACUUUAUUACCCUGGUGGGAACCCAGGGCCGGCACGCCAGAGGUCACGGCAAUGAAUUUGCCCAGACCUACCGCCUGGACUACAGCAGGGAUGGGAACCGAUGGAACUCGUGGAAAAAUCGAUUCGGCAAACAGAUAAUUGAAGGAAAUGCCAACCCGUAUGAUCCAGUGCUGAGGGAUCUGGAGCCUCCAAUGAUAGCCCGAUUUGUCAGGUUCAUACCAAUUACUGAUCACUCAAUGAGUGUGUGUAUGAGAGUGGAACUCUAUGGAUGUGAAUGGUUGGAUGGUCUUGUGUCUUACAACUGUCCAGUGGGCCACCAAAUAUUCUCCUCCAAGAACCCCACAGUUUAUUUGAAUGAUUCGGUCUACGAUGGUGCAAUCAGUUCAAGGAUGGUUUCCGAAGGACUCGGGCAGAUGACAGACGGCGUCUGGGGUUUGGACGAUUUCACCCAGAGUCACAUCUAUAACGUGUGGCCGGGAUAUGACUACUUAGGAUGGCGGAACGACAGCUUUGAGAAUGGAUUUGUGGAGAUCUUGUUUGAGUUUGAUCGCAUCCGGAAUUUCACUGCAAUGAAGGUCCAUAGCAAUAACAUGUUCACAAAGGCAGUGAAGAUAUUCCGGGAAGUGCAGUGCUUCUUCCGCUCAGAACCAGGGAAGUGGGAGCCGACCCCCGCCACAUCUGUUCUGGUGCUGGAUGACGUAAAUCCGAGCUCCCGCUUUGUCACCGUUCCACUGCAACAGCGCAUGGCAAGUGCCAUCAAAUGCCAGUUCUACUUUGCCGACACGUGGAUGCUGUUCAGUGAAAUUUCUUUCCAGUCAGACACUGCAAUGUACAACAACUCGGGCGUUCACCCAACAGUGAACAUCGACACCACAACCCACAGUGACAUUGACAUCAACCCAAUGCAUAAAGUGGACGACAGCAACACUCGAAUCCUCAUUGGAUGCUUGGUGGCAAUUAUUUUCAUCCUGGUCGCGAUCAUCGUCAUCAUCCUGUGGCGCCAGUUUUGGCAGAAGAUGCUGGAAAAGGCUUCACGCCGGAUGCUGGAUGAUGAACUCACCGUGAGCCUGUCGCUGCAGAGUGAGACCAUCAUGAUCAACAAGUCCUCCCCACCCAGUGAACAAGAGUCCAAUUCCACAUAUGACCGGAUAUUCCCACUCGGUCCCGACUACCAGGAACCAUCAAAGCUGCUCCGUAAGCUGCCAGAGUUUUCUUUAAGUUGGGAUGAGGCAGGAUGUAGCGGUGACUAUGCAAAGCCACUCGGUGCUCCACAGGACAGUGUACCUCACUAUGCAGAGGCCGACAUUGUGAACUUGCAGGGCGUCACCGGAAGUAACACCUAUUCUGUCCCUGCCGUGACCAUGGAUUUGCUGUCCGGGAAAGAUGUGGCCGUGGAAGAGUUCCCGCGUAAACUGCUGGCCUUUAAGGAGAAGCUCGGAGAGGGACAAUUUGGGGAGGUCCACCUGUGUGAAGCGGAGGGGAUGCAAGAAUUCAUCGACAAAGAGUUUCCUUUCGAUAUUUGCGCUAAUCAGCCAGCUUUGGUUGCGGUAAAGAUGCUACGAUCAGACGCCAACAAGAAUGCUAGGAAUGACUUCCUAAAAGAAAUCAAGAUCAUGUCUCGGCUGAAAGACCCAAACAUUAUCCGGUUGUUGGCUGUCUGUAUCCGCGAUGACCCACUCUGCAUGAUCACCGAAUACAUGGAAAAUGGGGACCUCAAUCAGUUCUUAACUCGUCAUGAACCAGAAAGUGCAGAGCCAAUGGCAAGCAAUGCUCCCAUUGUAAGCUAUGCCAAUCUCAUACUGAUGGCCAUGCAGAUAGCCUCCGGCAUGAAGUACCUCUCCUCCCUCAACUUUGUACAUCGCGACCUUGCCACUCGCAACUGCUUGGUGGGAAAGAAUUACACCAUCAAGAUAGCGGACUUUGGCAUGAGCCGUAACCUGUACAGCGGGGAUUAUUACCGAAUCCAGGGACGUGCUGUGCUUCCAAUUCGCUGGAUGUCCUGGGAGAGCAUCUUACUGGGCAAGUUUACUACAGCGAGUGAUGUGUGGGCCUAUGGAGUUACCCUGUGGGAAUCUUUGACUUUCUGCCGAGAACAGCCCUAUUCCCAGCUGUCCGAUGAGCAAGUCAUCGAAAAUACCGGCGAGUUUUUCAGAGACCAGGGGCGGCAGGUUUAUCUGCCUCAGCCAGCAAACUGUCCGGACGGUGUGUACAAGUUAAUGGUCAGCUGCUGGCGUCGUGAACCCAAAACCCGGCCAACGUUCCAGGACAUUCACCGUGUGCUGCAGGAAUCUGCAGUCGGACUUGGGCUGGAAGAAUGAGCCCCUUCCCAGGGGGAUGUGAGAAGAGUCGUGACUUUAACAUAGACCUUUUCAUGUCUGAUUAUUAGCACGUAUGCUGCCAUGUUUAAACUAAGGGGGGUGAAACGAAAGCCGCUGUUUCCAGUGCUGGGUGACGGAAGCAUAUUUGAAGAAAGGAGGACCAAGGACAAGUGGAAAGAGAUAUUUUCAAAUACAGUGGUGGAAAACAUGACGUAAAUGAUGCAGCAAAGGAUUAGCAUCCUUGCCUCCUUUUUCGUUCAGACUUCCUACGAUUAAAUGGACAUGCUUGUGAAAGUGGACCAAUACUGGAUUAGAAAGUUUUGUGGUAAGGUGUAAGGACUUGAAAAGACUAAAAUAAUAACAGCAGUAAAUGUACAGUAGCAUAUAAGCAGUAGAAACUCCUCCCUCUGAUCCCUUUACUCUAAAUGAUCUAAUUGCAUUUUCCAGUAACAAUUUGGGAGGGUUUAUAAAUGCUGUUUGCAAUAGGAAAGUACAGAAUAUUUGAUAAAUUCUUUUUUUUUUCUAUGAUUUCUCACUUCAAAAACAUUGCUUAGGAACUUGGAAAAACAAAUUUUAGAUUACUUUUUAAAAGAAGCACUUUUUUUUGCUAGUAAUGUAUAGGAAAAGGCUUGAUUAUGAGCCUUUUUUAACGUACAAUUUAGUACAUAUUCAAGAGUAAAGUUUCUUAUGGCUUAAUAGCAGAUAUUACAGUCAAAAAGUAUGUCUACUAAUACAUGAUGUUCUCUGAGUUAUUGCCAUGCAAUAAGGAUGCUGGCUUAAUUUAGGUAUCAAAAUGUCGAUUAGCAGGCGUUUGUCAUUGCUAUAUUAAUUUGAUUGUGGAUAUCUGUAUGUUGUCUAGAUGUUUUCAUUUUGAGCGCAGUUACCCAACUGUAUUUAGAUAUUUAUGCAAAUUUUAUUAAAUAUAUGUGCAAAUAUUA
This is a messenger RNA of Amblyraja radiata (thorny skate), 3896 nucleotides long. RefSeq names its product discoidin domain receptor tyrosine kinase 2a (gene ddr2a). Gene Ontology annotation, cellular component: plasma membrane; signaling receptor complex. Gene Ontology annotation, molecular function: ATP binding; protein tyrosine kinase collagen receptor activity; collagen binding. The transcript has 18 exons. The record is from RefSeq and is a predicted model, not a curated record. Gene Ontology annotation, biological process: positive regulation of phosphatidylinositol 3-kinase/protein kinase B signal transduction; multicellular organism development; positive regulation of kinase activity. NCBI's taxonomy places the organism in Eukaryota, Metazoa, Chordata, Chondrichthyes, Rajiformes, Rajidae. Bases 364 to 2958 code for a protein of 864 amino acids.